Tetranychus urticae (two-spotted spider mite) is the source of this 1282-nucleotide messenger RNA. RefSeq names its product ubiquitin-conjugating enzyme E2 J2. Lineage: Eukaryota; Metazoa; Arthropoda; Arachnida; Trombidiformes; Tetranychidae. The record is from RefSeq and is a predicted model, not a curated record.
AUAACCGCGCUUUUAGGUAACAGUUUUUACCAAACCUUUUUCUCUCUUUACUCACUAAUCGUUUAAGCAAAACAUUCAACUCGUCAAAAAUCCCUUAAGAUUACAUUUUUAUCACUGGUCAGACUAAAAUGAGUGGAAGCAGCAUUAAAAACCGUUCAAUAACGUCUACUCAAAGACUGAAACGAGACUAUUUAAAGAUUUUGAAAGAUCCUGUUCCUUAUGUAUCUGCUCACCCUCUUCCUGAUAAUAUUUUAGAGUGGAAUUAUGUUAUCCGUGGACCUGAAGGAACACCUUAUGAAAAUGGUAUCUAUCAUGGUAAACUGCGAUUCCCAGCUGACUUUCCGUUUAAGCCACCAACUAUUUUAAUGUUAACUCCCAGUGGACGUUUCAAGUGUAACACUCGACUGUGUUUAUCUAUAUCGGAUUUUCAUCCAAACACAUGGAACCCUACCUGGAGUGCUUCAACAAUUUUGACCGGCUUAUUGAGCUUCAUGUUAGAAAAAAAUCCAACCAUGGGCAGCAUUGAUACACCAGAUUGGAAGAAAAGAUGUUUAGCCAGGGAAAGCUGGGCAUUCAAUUUAAAUAACAACGAAUUCUGCCAAUUAUUUCCAGAGCUUGCAGAAGAGGCGCGUGAACGUAUCCAAAAAGAACAGCAGCAACAAUCUGCUGACGCCCUAACCUCAGUCUCUGAACGAGUUGCUGGUUUAAGAAGUUCAAUUGGAUCAACUGCGGCAGGAUUAAGAGCUGAAAAUGGUUCCCUUACCGGUGCCUUGACCAAUAUCGGAGUUGUAAUAGGUUUUAUUGCAUUUAUUUAUACUGCCAGAUAUGUUUUAAGAGCUUUAAGUGCAGCUGACCAUGAUCCGUCCUCCUAAUUGUUAUCUACUGUUAUUCCAAUUCUUACUUCUCAGUUCUAUUCAUCUCUUCCCACAGUCUAACCUUUGCCUUUUAUUUUCUCAUAUUGCCUUCGUUUUCCUUCCUUUACAACGGUGUCAUCUUUCUUUCUGUUAAUUGUUUUGUUCAUCGCACUUUGUUUUCUUCUCAAUUUUACUGUGUAUCAUUAUUGUUUUCAUGUGGUUAUUACCAACUCCUUUACCCUCAACCCCCGUGAAAAUAUUUGUUACUGAAGAAAAAGUUAUUCAAAAAAUGAAUUAUAUCCACAAAACUAUAUGAUCAUUAAAAUAUGAGUAAAUAAAAAAGUCAAGUAAAACACUCUACUUCACCAUGGAGAUGAGACAAAAUCAUAACAAAACUAUUAGAGUGUCGAACACUUAAGUACAUUAAA